GCAUUUUUUCAUCACUAAUCACAAAUGCCACACGAUAAAUACAAGCAAAGCGGCUAAAUAAAUUAAUAGACGACAAAAAUAUAAAAAUAAAAAUAAAAAUUGGAAUUACAGUCCGAUGAGCCUUAACAUCGACAUGUCAGAAAUUAUUGAAUUCGUAAUGCCCUCGAAAUCGGAAUACUCUGAACAGAAUAAUGACGGUGGCGGUGGUGGUGGUGGCGGCGACGACGACGAUGCUGAUGCCGAUGGCAAUAAUCACUAUGUGGUCCUGGAUUCUGUGGAUGUGGGAAGAGACUUCAAAAAUGAGGAAUUUUUGUUGGUUAACGAUGAUGGCACCGAAGGCCAAUUGCUAAUUGACAAUGCGCAUUUGCGUCAACAGCUGGUCAAUUGUACAGAUCUCCUACGCGUGCCAAAAGAUGAACAAUUCGACAAUGUGCAGUAUAUGGGGGAGGAACAGCUACCGGAAGAUCUAGAUGAUCUGGUCGAAGAGGAGGAGGAGGAAAAUGAUGGACCGAUGCCAGUCGAGGAGCAAUUCGAACAUUAUGAACAAUACCAAGACGAUGUCUACGUUCAGGAUCAGCAGAACUUCGACUGGAGCUACGUACAGACACUCUCACCCAUAUCAGAAUCAAUGGCAAUUGAGCUGGAGUCCACAACCACAACGACGACGACAACAACUACAGCACUGUCAUCAGCUCCGAGCCGUAAUAAAUCGAAGUCAAAUUCACAGAGCUUGGUUCGCAACAAUUUGGUAGUUGGCAGCGACGCCUUUGAGAAAAUAAGAGAUGUAGUAGAUGUACAGGAGAUCGAGGAGCCAGUACCAUUGGCUAAGCCUAGUGAAAAGAUGCUGGAUCUGUUCAAGGGACCCCGCCGAUACAUGCUAUUCGAUGAGCUAAUUGCCACCAUCGUAGACUUUGAUGAAGAUGGCACCCCCAUUGUUGAGUUCUCUAUGAUUGGUAGUGUGCACGAUGAGAAGCUGCCGGUGGAGUGUGGCAUCUGUCCCGAUGUCAUGCACAAGUCCAAGCUGUCCAAACACCAAAAGACGCACAUGGUACCUGGCACCAAUCGCUACGCCUGCAUCUACUGCACUGAAACCUAUCGAGAUUGCAAAUACUUAGCCGGCCAUGCCCGGCGUCACAUGGGUAUCAGACCCUAUGUCUGCGAGCCCUGUAAGCUAUAUUUUUCCACCAAGCAGGAUCUGCACGUCCACAACCAGCGACGACAUCUGAAGAAGGAGCACAUUUGCGAGAUGUGCGGCAAGACUUUCGCACAGAACACCCAAUUGAAACGCCAUCGUGAGGCGACACAUGAGAAGAAGCGACGAUUUAAGUGCGAACACUGCCAGAAGGCCUACUAUAAGAAUUUCUCGCUGCAGGAGCACAUUCGCAACGUGCACAUGGGCAAGCGGCGGAUGCUCAAGUGCCCCUUUUGUGGCAUGCAAUGCCGAGAUGCUCACAAGAUGGCGCGACAUCGUAAGGAGAUGCAUCUGAAUCAGGAUACAUAUGUGUGUCAUCUCUGCCAGGAGGAGUUCACCGAUAUCAACUACUUCGACGCGCACAAACGUUCCAUACAGUGCCGGAGCAAUACCCGUCGACUCGUCAACGAGGUUGAGGGUCGCACAACAAACGAGGAUGGCGACGGUUUGGACGAUUGCAAUGAGCUGGUGGGCAUGCUGGAGGAGGAAUACGACGAGGACGCUGGUUUGCUUGUUGAAUCAACAGAGGCUAACGGUAUGGAUGGCGUCAUUGGCGAUGCCGAGGAAGAUCAGACACGCGACGAUGAAGCCAUCUACGAAACGGUCAACGGCAACUUCCUACACGACGAGGUGGACGAUGAGCAGCCGUAUGCACAGCAAUACGAUCAAAGCAGCUACGACGAUGAUGGUUUACUGGUUGAGCAAGUGGCCGACGAUGAAGAGGAUCGCUCUGAGGAACUUCUGAACGACGAUGAAGAGUAUCUAGAUCCAGCUCUCGAUCAUCAAGCUCAACAGCAGCACCAGCAACAGGUUGGCCACGAAUAUAACGAAGACGAGUUAAUUUAUGAAAUCACAUUGGAGACUGAGGAUAACUGAGCCUGAGCUAGCCAGUCAGUCAGGCAGCCAGGCCCAUUCCCCUUCCCUCCUCCCCGAGUCCAAUCCUUGGCAGAACAUAUUGUAAAUAGAGAGAAAAAUAGACACAUACAUACGGAUCUUUGCGUGUGUGUGUGUAUGUGUGUGUGUGUGUACUUUAAACAAUUCCACAACCAUGAUUGUGUAUUAUGAUCCAAUAAAGCGCAU
This is a messenger RNA of Drosophila hydei, 2272 nucleotides long. Its product is annotated as zinc finger protein 182. The record is from RefSeq and is a predicted model, not a curated record. Bases 116 to 2068 code for a protein of 650 amino acids. The transcript has a single exon. Lineage: Eukaryota; Metazoa; Arthropoda; Insecta; Diptera; Drosophilidae.